This is a messenger RNA of Gongylonema pulchrum, 564 nucleotides long. The record is from the annotation of a GenBank genome assembly. NCBI's taxonomy places the organism in Eukaryota, Metazoa, Nematoda, Chromadorea, Rhabditida, Gongylonematidae.
AUGGAAUUCUUGGAUAUGAGUGGUCCAUCGAAUUCCGAGCAGCUUGGCACGGAUGUUGCAAGGUUGCAUUUGCAUAAUAAACUACAGAUGGAAGCGUCUAAAGAGGCUGAUUCUCGAAUUACAAGCACAGCGAAACAACUAGAACCCAAACCAACAGAAAUUCGUAAAUUUCAGAAAACCGGUGACCGAGAAUUGCCUUCUUUGUGGUCUCAGUUAGAGCGAAAAAUUCCGGAAUAUUUUAAAGAUUGCGAGAUUUUUCCAAGCUUACUACACGGUGAUCUAUGGUCCGGAAACUAUUCGUUCACUAAGGAUGGCCCAGUGUUGUUCGAUCCGGCAUCAUUUUACGGGCAUAGCGAGUAUGAAUUCGGCAUUUUGACGAUGUUCGGCGGUUUCAGCCAACAAUUCCAUGCAGCCUAUCAUAAGCUAAUUCCGAAAGCCAAGGGAUUCGAACAACGUGUACUUCUGUACCAGCUCUUUCACCACCUGAACCAUUGGAGUUUGCCAAAGCACAUCGAACAUGUACAGCUUUGUCGACUUCAGUACUUUGAUAGAAUUGAUAAAUAG